Messenger RNA from Heteronotia binoei (common prickly gecko), 2042 nucleotides. RefSeq names its product mucin 1, cell surface associated (gene MUC1). The transcript is spliced from 11 exons. Gene Ontology annotation, cellular component: apical plasma membrane. The record is from RefSeq and is a predicted model, not a curated record. The coding region runs from base 1 to 1974 and encodes 657 amino acids. Lineage: Eukaryota; Metazoa; Chordata; Lepidosauria; Squamata; Gekkonidae.
AUGGUCAGCUCUACCACCAGCACCACAGAGGGCACUCAGACAACAACGAGUAGCCAGACGACAAUGCAGGCACCGUCCAGUGUGACCUCCAAGAUGACCACCAGCACCACGCCCAUACCUGUGCCUUUCUAUCUCUCGUAUCACAUCACCAACCGGGAAUUCAAUGAAAGCUUGUUGGAUCCCACCUCUUCUUAUUUCAAGGAGAUAAACGAAAGUAUUGGGCAGAUGAUCAGCAAAAGGAUGGGAGGGGAACCCUCUCUUUCCUAUGUGGAACAGUCCUAUUCCAAGUCGGGGCCUCUCAUCCCUGGGAAUCUAGGUUUAAACAGGGACCUUCCUGGGUCUAGCACUCUCGAUCCCACCCCUGAGUCAUCCACUGUCAACACUGAGUCACCCACCAUCAUCACCACCACCACAGGAGGCUCCACAGGCACCCCUGAACCAACCAUCACUGUCUCAACCACCCCAGGAGGCUCUACCACUAGCACUGAGCCACCCACCACCAUCUCAACCACCCCAGGAGGGUCCACAGCUAUCCCUGAACCACCCAUCACUGUCUCAACCACCCCAAGAGGCUCCACAGCCACCCCUGAAAAAACCACUGCCAGCUCCAAGACAACCACACUGGUCGGCUCCACCACCAGCAACACAGAGGGCACCCAGAGAACAACAACGCGUAGCCAGACGACAACAUCCAGUGUGACCUCCCAGAUGACUACCAGCACCACACAGAUGCCAGUGCCUUUCUACCUCUCGUACCACAUCACCAACAGGGAAUUCAACGAAAGCUUGUUGGAUCCCGCCUCUACGUACUACCAGGCGAUAAAUGAUAGUAUUGGGAUGAUGUACCAGAACAUCUACGGCUGUCUUACGUGCGCACGCAACAAUGAGUACCGAGGAUACAAAAUAAUUGCAUUUCGGAACGGCUCGGUUUCAGUAGAUUCAGUGCUGUAUUUCGAGACAGAAGAACCCCCUAAAGUGCUUGCAAUGUCAGCGCGGGACACUUUUGAAAACGCAACUGAAGCCCAAAGGGAGAAUUUCACAGUGGGUUCGAUCCAAGGGUCGAGCACUCCCCCCACCCUUGAGCCACCCACUGCCAACACCGAGUCACCCGGCACUGAGACAACCACACAGGAGAGCCCCACCGCCAGCACUGAGACCACCACUCCGGUGAGCUCUGAUGGCAGCACCAAGUCACCCAGCACCAGCACAACUCCCCCGAAAAGCUCCACCACCAGCACUGAGUCGACCACUUCCCACAAGACAACCCCCACCACACCAACAUUUCAAGUGACCACCCAGAAGCCCACCAGCGCCAUGGUGUCUUUUUUUCUCUCGUAUCUCAUCACAAACCGAGAAUUCGACGACACCUUGUUGUAUCCCACCUCUUCGUACUACAAGCAGAUAAAUGAUAGUAUUGGGAAGAUGUACCAGAACAUCUACGGCUGUCCUAAAUGCACACGCAAAAAUGAGUACCGAGGAUACGAAAUAGUUGGAUUUCGGAAGGGCUCUAUUAGGGUAUGGUCCGUGUUGUUUUUCGAGACAGAACAGUCUUCUGAAGAGCUGGCCGUGGCAGCAUUGGAGACUUUUGAAAAAGCAGACCCAAGCCUACGGGAUGAAUUAUCGGUGACUUCGGCCCGAGGAAGCUCUGCCCCAAUGCCAAUACCUGAUCCCCCCGCACCCGUACCAGGCUAUGGCAUCGCACUCCUCGUCUUGGUUGCCAUCCUUCUGCUGCUAGCCAUCAUUGCCUUCCUCCUGCUGAUUAUCUACCGUUGUCGACGAAACCACCGUGGCCGCCUUGAUCUGCUCCACAGCCAGGAGUCCUACCAUCCCAUGAGCGAGUAUCCGACAUACCACACGCACGGGAGAUACGCUGCACCAGUCCCCAAGUCCAAUCUUUACAGUGAAAAACCGCCCACCAAUGGCACCAGCCCUUUCUCCUACACCAACCCUGCAAUGGCCAACGACAACCUUUAGGGGGUGCACUUCCCACAGCUAGACUCCAGGGGGGAGGGGGUGGCAGGUUGAACCUGGCUGGGCCAGGC